Ciona intestinalis (vase tunicate) is the source of this 5451-nucleotide messenger RNA. The record is from RefSeq and is a predicted model, not a curated record. NCBI's taxonomy places the organism in Eukaryota, Metazoa, Chordata, Ascidiacea, Phlebobranchia, Cionidae.
ACUUGAAUCAUACCGCAGUUGCAGCCAAACCACAGCUAUGGGCAAUUGCUUCAAAUCUGUUAAAGUGCUUCCGUAUCCAACAACUCAGUAUAAAGUUUCUGUAAAGACUACCGAUGGCUAUCACAAGGCAGGUACAGAUUCAACAAUCUAUCUUGAAUUGGUGGGGACCGACGGAAUGUCAACUGACUGGGUAAAGCUGGACAACUUUCUUAAGGAUGAUUUUGAAAAGGGACAAGAAAACCAUUUCGAGUUUUUGUCACGUGACAUCGGCGCACCAAUCAUAAUCAGGAUUAAACUGGAAGAUACGGGCGAUGAAGACGAGUGGUUGUGCAGUCAUAUCACUGUGACUUACAUGGAUAACAAAAUAGAAUUCCCAGUGUAUGAAUGGAUUGAGAAAAAGAUACAGUUCACCACUGGCAAAGCCAUGCUACCGCAGAAAGUUGACAACCCUCAUGUUCGCUCACUACGUCAUCAAGAAAUUGACCGACGUAAAGGCCUUUACCUUUGGGUGGACUUGCCAACGGAGGCUCAAAUUGGAUUUGGUUUGCCGCGUUACGUCAAUGUCGAUUCUUAUGCAAAACUCCCAAAGAUUUUCCAGAGAAGCGAAAUACGACAAGCGCAGUUUGCUGAGAAAAGACUAGAGGCGUUAUUUCAAGUCACUCUUAACGUUAUUGGAACUGCAAUUUGUCCAAUUGAAGAUUUUGAUUCUUUUAAAAAGUUGUACAGACUUGACGAAAUAAAAUGGCAAGACCCAGACUACAUUAACAAUUGGGACACUGAUAUUGGAAUGGGCCGGCAAGUUCUUACUGGUAUCAGUCCAUUAGCCUUUGAAAAAUACACCAAACCUAUCCCAAAUUUUGACGUCACUAACGAUGACGUCAGUGAUCUUCUAGAGGGAAGAACUUUAGAGGAAGCUAUGCAGGCUGGGAAACUUUACGUUGGCGAUUACAGCAAACUUCUUGCUGAUGUAGAGCGUAGGACAUACAACGACGAACCUCUUCAUUGCGCAAACUCUAUCGGGCUUUUCUACGUAAAUACAGAAGGCCAGUUUCUUCCCAUUGCCAUUCAACUGGUAGCUGGUGAUCGAGAUUACUUAUUCACUCCCUCUUGUAACCAUUACGAUUGGCUUUUGGCUAAGAUGUACUUCAGAUGUUCACACUCAAAUGUGCAUCAGUGGGUAUACCAUUACUUGUACACUCACGCCAUCAUUGAGCCUUUCACCAUUGCCCUCUUCCGAUGCCUGCCUUCCGCUCAUCCGAUCUAUAAGCUCCUCCGUCCCCACUUACGUACUGUGGUAGCAAUCAACACAGAGGCACGUUUAGUGUUGAUUCCUCCGAAUGCUCGCGGUGGUCAAUCAAUGGCUAUAAUGGCUGCUGCGCUUGCCCGUAAACAAUUUAAAACAUUUCACUUUGACGACAUCGUAAUACCCAAGGUCUUAAAGAAACUUGGUACGGACGACUCGGAGCUGUUGCCCAACUUUUACUAUAGGGACGACGCUCUGGCUCUUUGGUCUAUUAUGGAAAAAUACGUUGAAAGUGUAGUACGGUUUUAUUACACUUCGGAUGAGGACGUCAAAGAAGACUUUGAGUUACAAGGUUGGGCAAAAGACGUCGCAGAGCAUGGGUUAGGCUGGCAAGAUGGUAAUACCAGAGGCUUCCCGACUUCUAUUACAAAUAUUGAACAAUUGAUCGAAAUUUGUGUGACACUCAUGUUCACUAGUUCUGCACAGCAUGCAGCUGUAAACUUCGGGCAGUUUGAAACUUACAAGUUUAUUCCAAAUGCGACCGUCGGCAUGAGGCAGCCACCUCACAAGAAAGGAGAAGCAACACUUGAAAGGGUACUAGAGUCUCUACCGGACGCAACGUUGGCUAGUCUUCAUAUCGCGGUUUCUUACACCCUUUCGCAGUUUUCACCUGACGAGGCUUACCUUGGGACUUUUGCCGAGCGACUUUUCACCGAAACAGAAAUAACAUCCAUUCAGGAGAAUUACCGGCAGGACCUUGCUGGGUUGGAGCAGAAGAUAGUUCAACGAAAUGAGGGUCUUGAAUAUGAAUACUCAUAUUUACAACCAUCACGCGUUCCAGAGAGUAUAGCGAUUUAAAUACGUUAUGCCAUAGCAUAUGCUAUAUGCCAGUGUAACAAGGCCACAUAGCCAUAUUAAUCAGUCAAUAUUUAAAAAUCAUAGCCUUGAAAAUUUUGCGGUUGAGUAAUACAUAUCAAAACUGCAAGUAUGCUUGAAUAUGGGUAUAUUUCGUUUUGUUGUAACUUUGAUUUUUUUGUUUUGUUGUUACUAAGUGGAUAUGAAUGUAAAAAACUGAGAAGCUAUAAAUCUACACAAGUAUAAUAAACAUACAUUCUAAAAUCGGUUAGAACUAGCGUAUAGACCCUCUUUUAAACCCAAAGAUUUCUUGGCUUACGUUUUCUAUGAACAGAUUUUAAGCACAAGUGGGAUGUUUUUGUCUCAGUUGGUAAGUUGUUUGUCUGUCGUGCGGUUGCGUUUCUUUGUGUGUAAUUUGCUCCAAAACAUAGGACGUAUUUUCUGGUGAGGUUCAGGACUUUUAUCAUGUUAUUAGUUAUUACACUGCCUAUGCAUCGCAUAGGUGGUAUUAAUUUGGUUAGUUAUCGGUGAGGUACAGUAUGCUUGCUGCUUGUAUACAGAGUAAGAACAGGCGAUUUGUAAAACUAUGUCCUUCAGCAUAAGGUUUAAAUACGCACCACUGGCUAUUUAUUGAAAUGUAACAUGUACCUUAAAGUUUUUAUAGACAUUAAAUGCAUCCAUUUACUGUUCACUGAAUCAUCAAAGAAUAUGUGGUUAUGUCUGGCCAUGGGGAAAUUGUGACAUUAUCUUCUGUGUUCCUGCAUUAUGAUACAACGACCGUUAACAACACAAUGACUGCCAGCAAAGCAUCGUGGUUCUCGGACACUAAUCUACUGCUAUGCAUUCUACUAGCAGUGUGUAUGUGCAUACUUGUGCUACUUGUAUGUCUUCUAGCUUGCUUUUGCUGCCGCUUUGUUCUUAAGAGAAGUAAUGGAAGUCGAAAAGAGAAUAAUGUGAAAACUGUAUUAAUAACUAAAGCAACUUCAGUAACUGGUUUAAACCAAACCAAUCUAAAUGAAGUGAAGUCUUCUUCAAGAAGCUUACUCAAGGUGUACACCACAGAAGGUGCUGCUUUAAUAGACAACUCAAAUCAAAACUUCAAUAACGGUGCUACCCAGUCAAAAGAUUCUGCAACCAAUACAUUUGCAAUUCGUCAUCAAAAUCUAAUGACAAGUACCCCGACUGUGAGAGAAAAUGGUGCAAGAAAAUGCAACUCAAUUGUUGCAUUGGUCACUUCACCACAGUCAACUAUCACUGGGGUAGACUGGCAAAGUUUCAAGCAUGAUACACCUUGCACCAAUGGCCAUGGUACUAUUAAUACUGUGAACAAUGAACCUGUUUCUUCAUCAUAUCAAGUUAUGUCUCCAGUCACACAGCAAGGAGUUCUUAAUUGGGCAACCACUAACGAUAUAUUAGAUGCUCACUCCCCAAACUCAGUGGGUUUAUAUGGGACAGCAUUUUCUCAGUUGGAUUCAAAUCCACUCUCUGAAGAAAAUGAUUUGGAUUCAGCAUCUGAAGUUAAAGAAUUGCUUUCCCCACUGCAAGUUCCUGUGUCAUCAGAAUGUAGUCCUUUAACGCCAAAUGGAGUUUCUUCCUCACUGCCUUUAGAUGUACAUGGCCACCCCCGAGCUUGGUUUGUUCCAUUGGAUGAAAUUUAUCAUGAACCUCUUCGACAUUCUUUCAUUGAUGUUUCAAACCACAACUUUGAUUUAGUUUCAGGCCCAUUUCCUCCGGAUCAGAAAGAACAAGAUUUAAGAGCUAUUAAUAGCCCUGGUAGUAACACCUCUAAUCAACAGCUUAACGGGUCAACAAAAGUUACCAGUAGGCCAAAAGGAAUCGCUGCUUCUCAAAGCUCUGGUUCUGAAAUCGACAGAAGCGAUUGCUGUAACUGGAGAGAUAGUGGCGUUCCUGUUUCUCACAUGAAUUUAAUAAAAUCUUCAUCCAGCGAAUGUGAGAACAAAAAGCCGAGUCUAUGGGAGCAACGAGAAGAUCGGCCUGUUGUGUUCCUAGAAGAUAAUGCUGGUGAAUUGGUUUCUCCUGAGCUUGAGGUGGCAUAAAAUGGAAUGGUUCAAUUUUCCUUUACAACAUAUUUGCAGUUUUCACCUUUUUGCCUUGCCUAUAGGCAGUUAGUGUGCUGGUUUCAACAUUCAAUAUGGUUUCCUACCGUCAGCAAAAGUUUUAUUGAUCUAGUUUAAAAUAGCUUGAUAGUUUGCGCUUAUUAGUCCCAGCUAAAGUUUCCCAUGUGGUUUAAAGUUUAGUUUCCCAUACAUUACUUAGGCUGUGGAUAAGCUGCCCAAAUCUGAUUUUCCAAACCUAAUCAUGUUUGUGGGUCCAAGCUGCCAUAAUUAUUUACAGUAAAUCAAAUGGUUUUCAAUUACUUUAAUCAUGUUUUUUUUUCCUUUUUGCAUUUAAUUAUACUUUAAUUAUCAAUGAUUACCAGAUAGAAAUUACACUUGAAGUUAACAUUUUUCAAUGUCCUUAAAACCCGAUAAUCACUUUUUAAAAUCGUAUCCUCCAUCUUUGUUUUCAUAAGCACAAUUGACGAAUAACAACAUACAGCCCUUCACUCAACAUUAUCGAUGUCUUGAUGUACAUUCUGUGUUCUGUGUACAUAGCAAAAGUCGUAUACCAACACUAAUUUUGCUCGUAAUUUUUAUAUGAAAUGUUACACUGUUGCUGCAAUACUAUAUGUGUACCUGCUGUACAGGGUUUGGUCCCAAGCAGUAUUUAUAAUUCAGUGUGAUAUUCACUCACAUACAUGUCAUUAGAUGUAGUAACAAUUUCUAUUAUUCAGUAGUUACCAAUUUUUUAUGGUGCUUUUGAAAGUGUCUGCUCGCUAAGUGUGACCUAUUGACACGUUAAUCUAGUUGCAAUGUAUAUAUGUAUACAUAGUGUAUAUAUUGAAUGCCGUUCCACACCAUGCUGGAAGCUGCAGCUUUUUGUUAUUUUCACAUUUUUAUCACAGUUACACACCAGCCAACGGCUGCUUUUUUAUAAAACCACCCGUUAAAAUUUACCAAGCAUUAAGGCUUACCACACAACCAUUCAUAUGGGCCGAGCUUGCCAUUUUUUCACUUUUCUAUUAAUAUUUCAUUAGAAAACCCAGUGUGCUAUUCCAAUACUGCAACUAAUCAAAUCACUUACAGUUUUGUUUUAUUUUUACCACAUUUUUGUUGCUUUUGAAUUAUCACGCACUAACGUUAAUAUUUCACGGCCCGUGUGUUUAAUUUCUAAUUUUCCAAAUCAACAGCGUACUUUUUCUUCAAAAAGGUUGUGCCAGGUUUAAUUUGUCAACCCACUGUUCGUAUUUCUUGACCCACACUGCGCCAUUCUUGCAAUAAAUAGCACGGGUA